This is a messenger RNA of Brassicogethes aeneus, 4599 nucleotides long. The record is from the annotation of a GenBank genome assembly. NCBI's taxonomy places the organism in Eukaryota, Metazoa, Arthropoda, Insecta, Coleoptera, Nitidulidae.
UCAAUAACACUAAAAACAUUAGAUUUUUGUUUAUUGGCACUUACAUUGAAAUAGUUAUUUUAAACGAUCUCACUAAAAGUAUCAUUAUAAAGUGGCAUUGUAAUAUGCGUUUUGAACAGUCGUAGUUUAACUUACAAACAAACACUGUAAUUUAAAUAAGUUCAUGUCGUGUUUUAAAGCACUAUUGAAACUAUGCCUGCUACUGCUUGCGGCCUCUAUCGGGGCCGAAGGAAACGUUGCAAUUAAAAAUAAAGAAGAGAACCCAGUAUGUAUUCCAAAUAACCUGAAAAGAGAACCAAGACGUGUUGCUUCAUUUCCAACUCAUGAUUUACAAGAAUUAGAAAACCAAUAUGUUUAUGUACAGUUUAAUAAAAAUUUGGAUAAAUGGACACAAGGACUAGAGCUUAUUGGAAACAUUUCAAAUUUACUUCAAGUGGAUCUUGAAGCUUUUACCCAUGGGCGCCGCAAUGAAGUUACAUUUAAAGUCCAACAGAACAGACGUGGUUUAAACGCUACUGAAGUCGCUGAAUGCAUUGAUUUAAUAAAAGAUCGUUUUAAGGAGAUUACCGACUUUGAAGUAAUGUCAGUUGGUAUCGGAAAUCAAAAAGAAACACAAAUUGUAGAGUCCCCAAAAAGUAUUCCUUCUAUCCAGCUAAAGUCUGGACCAAAUUAUCAUUGUCAUUUAACACCUCCAGAAAAACUUCCAUUCAUCCUUACAACAAACACACAACAAGGGCUAAAAAUAGCAUUCCAUAUGUUCAAGAAUGGGCUCUGUGUCCCGUUUUCGGGAGUUGCAGCCCCCUUAGUUUAUCGAUCGUCGCGGGCGUCCCACGUAAACCGCCUUCGACGUCAAGCGUCGACGGCGCCGACGCCCGAGCGUCCCGACGGUCGCGCAAACCCAACACGGCCACCGUCGACGACGGCUAGAUCCGAGCCGUCCGUCGAGUUUUGCAUUUUCCUCGAUAUCGCCUUUUGUAAAACGGUUUUGCGCGAACGUACAGCAACUUUAAGAUGCAGUGAACAAGCCGCGGCGAUUGCUGCAACUUUAAGAUGCAGUGAACAAGCCGCGGCGAUUGCUGGUAAGUGCCACAAAGUUUUAACCGCGAUUUCGUCGAUUCAAGAUUCACCCACCUGUUUGGAAUGUCACCUUCAUGGUGCCAUGCCGUGGCCCGGCGCAUCAUUGAAGCUAUGCCUGCUACUGCUGGCGGCCACUGUAGGCCCGCCUGGACUUAGUGCCGAGCAAAGCGUUGGCUGUUUGUACAGCGAACGCUUGUGUCUCGAGGAAGAGUGGUGUUAUGACGACCUUGCAUUUGGAAGAUGUCUUCAAACAGCAGGAGACGUCACCGAAGAGGAUCUUCACAGGUUCGACUUAGGAAGGGAGGAACUUCACGAAUUAAGUGCAGAGUUAAGACGCCUGUUCGCUCUUGGUUACAGAUGGAGCCACUCGUAUACGCAAUGUCGUUUACAAGCAAUGCUUUAUGCCAACCAGCACGACAUGACAUUCGAUCAAAACACCUGCACCCAUCUGGUGGACCAAGAUUUGGAGGGAGCGCUCAGGGUUUUGGAGGGGCAAGUUCCCAUCGAUCCGCGAGAGGUCGCCAUCAUCAAGUACCGGCCCAGCGCGGAAAGUCCGCAUGGCGAUUUCGCCGACGAAGUGUACUACCCGCCCGAAGACGACCAGCCUCGGCAAAAUUUGAGGCAGAAAAUUUUGCAACCCAAUGCUAUCGAUUUGGUUGAUAUGGAGGACCCCUAUUCAAAGUACGAAGUUUCCAAAAAAUCGUGGGUACCACAAAUGCACAGAAGGUCUUUGCCGCAAUACUUCACUGAAACUUACAACACACCGGGAAAUUUCCGUUUGGGCAAAGAAACCAGAGACGACCUGGAAUUUUUGCCGCAACUGUUGGCGCAAAACCAGCAGCCGAAUUACGCGUACGAAAACUCGGAACCUCAAACUGAACCGCUCAGUUUGGAGGACAUGGUCGAAAUGUAUCCCAUCGUGAAGUACCUGAACGAGAUGAGGUUGAACCCGAGCGAAAUCGAGAGCCUUCUAACGCCGGAAAACUACGGUAGGUUGGCGCAAAUUUUGGAAAAGCUAGAUCGAGCGCAACACGAGGAAUAUUUGAGGGAAAUGUUGAAGAGGCAGAUUCAGGAGGAAAGCUACCAAAACGAUGCUGCUCAAGAAAGUUUGGUCCCGGACCGAUUUAACCCUCAAUGGAUCCCACGAGACUCAAUCCCGUUCGUGGACGAUUUUCCCGAGCAAAGAAUUUACAUCGACGAAACGGAAAACGAACCGACCGAAGAAAACGGAAGCGGCCACGAGGAGCAGGAAACGUUCAGGGAACGAAAGGGAAGCAACAUCUUCAGGGAGCUAAAAACGCAGGAGCAGCACGGCAACGGAGAGUGGGGUCAACUGGAACCGAAUCCUGAAAUUUAUACCGAGGGAGGGGUGGUUUACGCGCCCCCGGAACAGCUGCAGGAAGAAGGUAUCGACAAGAUGAGCCCAUGGAAGAUUAACAGGUUGCUGGAGAAGUACAAGUUGGGGUUUAAGAGACCCGAACGGUUGGAUGUCAAGAAACCUGGACCGCCGUUUGAUCCGCAAAUCGUAGAAGCUGUCAACAAUGCUAUUAAAAAUGAAGAAGAUAACCCAGCCAACGUAUUCGUUCCGAAUAUGAUGAAGAAGGAACCAAGAGGUGUACAUCCAAAUCCAUCUCAUGAGUUACACGAAUCGGAGAACGAAUAUGUUUAUGUAAAAUUUAAGAGCAACUUGAGCAAAUGGAAACAGGGACAGGACAUCAUUGGAAAUAUUUCCAAUUUACUGCGUUUAGAACCUAGAGCAUUCACUGAUGGACAUGUUGAUCCCCAUGGCAUAGCUUUUAAGGUACAACCCAACGGGCGCGGUUUAAACGUAACCGAAGUGGCCAGGAGCAUUGAUCUUAUAAAAGACCGUCUUGAGGAGAUCACUGGCGUCGAAGUAAUUUCAGUGGGGAUUGGAGAUCGAGCUAAAAUGCAAACUGUUCUGGUAACGAAGUUAGAAAACAAAUACAACACGUUCUUCACAAUUAUAUUUCUGGUGUGCAGCAUAUUGGUGGCCUUCAUAUUCGCCACCUUACUCUUACUUUACAUCAAAAAACAAGUGGAAAAAAUGGAUAAGCUUGAACAGAUCAGCAAGACGGACCCGGAAGCAAGCAAGGACUAUCAGGACCUGUGCAGAGCAAGAAUGGCGGGCAAGCAGCCUCCUCCGGGAGAUUCGACGCACGGAAGAAUAACAUCGUUAAGCAGGGAAUCGGAACAAAGUCCUUCGAGUAGAUCGAGCACAUCAUCGUGGAGCGAGGAACCCGCCAUACACAAUCUCGACAUAUCCACCGGUCACAUGGUGCUGAGCUACAUGGAAGACCAUCUGAAGAACAAGGAUCGACUCGAGCAGGAAUGGGUGGCCUUGUGCGCCUACGUGGCCGAGCCCAGCGAGGUAACGAUCGCUUCGAAGAAGGAGAACGAGGGCAAGAACCGCUACAAAGACGUGGUUCCUUACGAUCACGCUCGAGUCGUGCUCAACGAGCUCAGCAACGCCGCCGACGCCGACUACAUCAACGCUUCGAGCAUCACGGACCACGACCCGCGCAAUCCGGCCUACAUCGCGACGCAGGGCCCGCUCCCGCACACCGCCGCCGAAUUUUGGCAGCUCAUCUGGGAGCAAGGCGCCGUCGUCAUAGUGAUGCUCACCAGGUUGACCGAAGGCGGCGCCGCCAUGUGUCAUCGAUAUUGGCCUGAAGAAGGAUCGGAGGUGUAUCACAUCUACGAGGUGCAUUUGGUUAGCGAGCACAUUUGGUGCGACGAUUAUUUGGUGAGGAGUUUCUAUCUGAAGAACGUACGCACCGGCGAAACCAGAACCGUCACUCAGUUCCACUUUUUGUCGUGGCCUGAAACUGGAGUGCCCGCCUCCACCAAGGCUCUUCUGGAGUUUAGACGAAAAGUGAACAAAUCGUACAGAGGAAGGUCGUGCCCGAUAGUGGUUCACUGCAGCGACGGCGCAGGCCGUACCGGCACCUACUGUCUCAUCGACAUGGUGCUGUCGCGCAUGCUCAAAGGCGCCAAGGAGAUCGACAUCGCGGCCACGCUCGAACACCUGCGCGACCAGAGACCCAGAAUGGUCGCCACCAAGCAGCAGUUCGAGUUCGUACUGACAGCCGUCGCGGAAGAGGUUUCGUGUGCAAUGUCAAACUGGCCGGUUAAUCAACGGAUCUUUGCUGUAAAUUCGUUUACCCUGACCCAGUCCUUCGUAUACAAACGCAGAGACGCUUUCGUCGUGAAUAUAAUUUUCAAGUCCGAGCUGAAGUCCCAUAAAAAAGCGAUUUUGAGAUGGGUAAGAGAUUUUAAUGAAAAAGGCAGUGUAAAAUCAAAAUUUGCCGCUGGAACUCGUACAGUUUGUACACAAGAAAAUAUUGGAAAAGUCAGAGAAGCGUUUGAGCGGCACUCGAUUGCUCUAAACAUUUUAGACCGAAGUUUGCGACGAAUAUUACAUCUGGAUUUAAAACUCCAUCCAAAAAACCGACAGUCCAGAGGCUAAAUCCCAUUGAUAAAGUCAAUCGACUCAAUUUCUGC